AUGAAUUCUGACGACAAAAAACACAAAGAUGUUUUACCGUUGAAAAUAUUUGAUGGAGCAAAAAUAUCCAUAAGCAGUUUAACAGAGGCAUCCGUAUCCUAUAUAUGGUUAAGACGAAUUAAAGAAAUUUUUUUGGCAAUGUAUAAGGUUGAUGAGCGAUUUGUUCAAGUUGAUAUGGAUAUUGCUAAACAGGAAAUGCAUGAUACAUGUGACAGAUAUAUUGAAAGUGUACGGCCAUCAUCAAGCACAAAUGAGGUAAAUUUUCUCGAUGACUCUCUGAUUUCUGUCGAAAUACUUACGAAGAAAACGUAUCUUCGUCAAAAAGGUUUCAGGAGGAUGUCACGAUUCGACAUAAAUAAAAGUUUAAUAACUCUCAUAUGAAAAUCCAUCCCUGGAUUUAAUAAAAGGUUUUUCAUCUCAUAGACUUUUAUGUGUUGAGUAGUUCUACCAAGGGGGAAAAAGCAUACUUCUGUACUUCUUGGUACUUCUCCGUACUUCUUGAUACUUCGUACUUCUUCGUACUUUUUUGUACUUCUCCGUACUUCUGAAGUACGAAGUACGAAAUACGAAAUCCCGUAUUUCGUACUUCGUACUUCAGAAGUACGGAGAAGUACAAAAAAGUACGAAGAAG
Molecule: messenger RNA, 631 nt
Organism: Didymodactylos carnosus
Lineage: Eukaryota; Metazoa; Rotifera; Eurotatoria; Philodinida; Philodinidae
Source: the annotation of a GenBank genome assembly